Molecule: messenger RNA, 2613 nt
Organism: Atta colombica
Lineage: Eukaryota; Metazoa; Arthropoda; Insecta; Hymenoptera; Formicidae
Gene: orion
Exons: 9
Coding region: 504-2432 (642 amino acids)
Source: RefSeq, a predicted model, not a curated record
ACGAUAAUUAUCUGAUAUUAUAAGUCUCGCGGCUUCGUGAAACUGAAACUUGAAAUAAGCGGAAACUACGAAGGACGAAGAGAGACAGAAAACACGAAAGAAAAAGAGCUUUACAUUCGCGAAAUAUUCCACGAUGUUGUUGCAGCUAACAAAAGUGGUUAUUUAACCGUGCUGUUUGUGGGAGAAAAACAGCGUUACCCAGUAGUUCCUAGCCGCUCUAGAUUAUGUAUUAACGCGUCAUUAGUCGCUAGUUGCCUCUUUCCUCUCUUGUGUCAUGACCCUCCUGCUAUCAUGAUUGUAACAUCUUCCUUCUCCAUCGUUCUCAAACUCACUGACGCGAAAAUCGUUCGAUUUUAUCUUGCAGUCGAGGAUGUAGAAUUGAGAAUGUAGAAGUUAACACAUACGAUCAACACUCAUCGAAAAAACAAGACAAAGAAAGAAAUUAAAAUCCUGCUGACCGUAAACAAAGUGAGUGACUCAUCGGCGAAGGUUCGAUUCCAAGAAUGAGAUACUUCACAUGCUUGCUGGGAGUGUCGUUGGCUAUAGCAGCCUUCGCCGCGAUCAAGAAUGACGCGUCGUCGAUCGACACAAUCAGACAGGCUUUGUUAUUCUUGGAGAACGAUCUCAGAGAAGAUCUAGCCAAUCAACAAAAGUGGAUGAACGUAGAAGAGCGAGAGAAGUAUUUGCAUCUGAUCAAAACGUACAAAAGAUUCGGCAAUCAGAUAGACGAGCAAUUCUCUCCGGAUCGGAAAGACUACUUGAACUCAUUGGACUCCCUAUGGCUUUGGGCUCGGGCUCAGAAUGAGAUCAAGGGUGUCAACGGCUUGUACGGGGUGUUCCGGCAAAUGCAACGUGAGAUUGUCGAGCUGAAUGCACCGAUCAAUGCAAAACAGCUCGCGAAUUUCGCCGAGACGAUCCUACGAGAUGCGAACGCUGCGAUCCCGAUAGCGCUCGAUCGUAUCGCGAAUCUGAUUGUCAAUGAAAAGUUGUUCAUCGUGUCUUUUAAGGAAGCAUCGAACCAAAUGUGCAAUGAGAUGCAAUCGCCGCAGCAACUGCUGUACAAUUUGUAUAAUGCCGUGGCGUUGACGGAGAUCAAGGGUUACACUAUGAUUCAAUUUUCAUACAUGCUAUUACGUCUGUACAACGAAGGUAAUAACUUUAGCGAGGAAAUACAGACGUUGAAAAACCAAUACGCAAUAAGAACGUCAGAGACAUUAAGAGCUGUAAAAACUGCAAUGACAUACGCCCCAAGAAGUCUUUGGAGAUGUGAUCCACGUGUACAUAAAUUAGGUGAAACCUAUACGGAGUUGAAGCAACUGUUCCAAGGAUAUAUCGUAAAUGAAGUGGAUUUAAACACUGAAGGCACGUGCAAAGAGAAUUGCGCUUAUUAUGGAUACACUAAGGUGUACGGUUGCUAUCAGAAUCAGUUUUGUUCGAAACAACGUCAAUGUAAUGGCAAGAUAUUGCAUUGCGAGUACAUUGAUUCCGACAUGUGGAUCUGCCCUGCGGAUAGAAAUAGUACUAGGCGAUAUGAAUAUAUAGAAUAUGAAAAUGGUCUUCAUUAUGGAAAUUCAAAAACAUGUCUUGGAGGAACAACUAAAGUCGACAGCUGGUGGCGAUGGCUUUUCUGGCAUUGUAGCUACUGUUUUUGCUACUGCGAUGAUCAAAAUUCGAGUUCCGAUCGAUAUUUCAGUCUCCGAUCUGUGAUGUCUGAUAUUUCAAACAACAAAAUCAUAACAGGAAUAAGACUGAGAAAGAUAAAUCAAAUUAUUCAUAUACAAAUCCAAGAGGGUCAGUUACUUCCACGUGGAGAAAUUGAUGUAUCAACAAUCGAAUGGCAAUCGGUCGAUGCCUUUUCAAUCAUGGACUCUCAUAUUAGAAAUGGCGUUGACUAUCAUACAAUAGUAUGGGAAAAACGCGCUUUAGAUCUCGAUGAUUUGUUGGCAGUACCAGAUCAUCUAUUGACAGGCGUUAGGCUCCGAAUGGUUGGUAGCCGUCUAAAUUUGGAAAUAAUGAUAACUCCAUUCAACUUCACAUCCGGAUCGUUAAUUCAACCUGAAGAAAAGAGCUUUUGGCAUAGUAAUGAUGUUACUGACAGAACUGAGCUGAAAUACACCGAUCCCGAUAUACCGAUUCGCAAUUUCGUACCAAACAAACCGGACACUGAGGAGAAUCAAUAUUUGAACUUCGCACCGAGCGAUCGACGAAAGGACGCCGCACAAAGUACGAUUCCCUUCCUUGAUGUUCAACCAGUCAUACCGAAUCCGCCGGUGCCGCUCGCGGGCGCCGGUAUCUUUCACAAAGGUCGAAAGGGUUCGGGUGGAUUCGUUGCUUUGAAAUUAACUACCUACGACUUCGCGCCACACUUACAAGCUGAUCUGCCAUCAGCACCGCCGAUUCUCGAAACUCCGAACGAGAUAAAAGCCACGUAGAAAUAUUAUAUCUUUCAUUUUAUCGAAAUAACGAUUAAAGAACCUGUGAUUUGCCAAGGACUUCAAUAUACAUAUCGAGGUAAAAGAAGAUAUGUACCGAGUUAUUGCAUACGAAAUGUUGACUUUCGAAUAUUUCAGCUUUAAGAAAAAUUUAUUGAAAUUUUUGAAUAAAGUAUAAACA